This is a messenger RNA of Anthonomus grandis grandis, 2028 nucleotides long. RefSeq names its product zinc finger protein 37-like. Lineage: Eukaryota; Metazoa; Arthropoda; Insecta; Coleoptera; Curculionidae. Gene Ontology annotation, cellular component: nucleus. The coding region runs from base 115 to 1620 and encodes 501 amino acids. Gene Ontology annotation, biological process: regulation of DNA-templated transcription. The transcript is spliced from 7 exons. Gene Ontology annotation, molecular function: DNA-binding transcription factor activity, RNA polymerase II-specific; RNA polymerase II cis-regulatory region sequence-specific DNA binding; zinc ion binding. The record is from RefSeq and is a predicted model, not a curated record.
UGUCAAAGUCGAACAAACAAAAAUUUAACACAAAUAAACAUGUAUUAUUUUUAUUUUUAAAAUUUUUCUAUUUAUAUUUGAAUAUUUUUCCAUUUAAUACGAUUCUAGGUGAAAAUGGACAGUGACUUAAAAAUAAAAUCCAGAGAUUUUCCAAAUAUAUGUAGAGUUUGUCUGAUAUCUGGAGACCUAAAGCCUCUUUUGGAUGGUAAACUCUUCCAAAUAUUUACGGCAAUUAGUGAAAUUGAGAUUCUUCCAGUGGAUCCUUUACCAAAAAACAUCUGCAUUACAUGUACAAGGUAUCUGGAAGAAAUUAAAAGGUUUGCAGAUAAAUGUAAGGCAAAUGAUGCUAUCCUUAAAUUAGUAAUAGUAAAUGAAGAAAGGGAGCAGUUAAAAAUUAAGGAGAUAAAUGAUGAUCUAUCCAGUGAUAAAUAUUUGAUUGACUCAGAAAAUGAUAGUCAAGAUGCAUUUAUCGAAAAUGAUAUGGAUAGUACAUAUGAAGAUGAUCCCGAUUUUGAACUGAAGGAAGAGACAAAAGAGCAAGUGGCUCAAGAAAAUGAACCAUUGAAGAAAAAGAGAGGGAGAAAAAAGAAAACCGAAUUAACAACAAAAAGUAAAAGAUCAGUUCCAGUAAGAAGAAAACUAAGAUCAAUCAAAGCUGCAGAAGAAUCAGAUGAAGAAGAAGAAGAUGAGGAAAAAUCAAACAGUGCCAUUCCAGCUUGUAAAGCGUGCGGUGGUACAUUUACCAGCAAAACCAAAUUGUGUUCACAUUAUAAAGAAAAUGUUAACUGUAGACCCAAGAGUUUCAAACUUCAUAAAUGUGAAGUGUGUGAAAAAGAGUUUUCAACAAUAAGGCGCCGUAAUGAGCACAUGAAUAUUCAUACCGGCGAAACCCCAUACAUAUGCAAUUACUGCGGCAAAGGUUUUCAAAUGUAUCCGGCCCAUUUUAAACACGUUUACCGCCACAGACUGGCUUUGGGAGAGGUAGAGCUGAAGCCCGGAUAUGUUGAAAAUAGAGUGAGGUUAAAUCUGAAAUGCGAUCUUUGUCCAAAAGUGUUCGCCAGCAGGUCUGGCUUUGCAAAUCACAAACUAUUUCAUCAGGGGAUCAAAAUACAAUACAAAAAACGACCUAAAAAAGAAGUUGAAGAAGGACCUAAAGAAAAAAAUUACCUUUGUAACUAUUGUGCCAAGAGCUUUAGAACAAAAGCUCAGUUGGAAGCCCAUAUACGAGGGCACACGGGAGAAAGACCAUUCGCAUGCGCUUACUGCCACAAAUUCUUUAAAACAAAAGCCGCCCUCAAAAUCCACGAAAUGAACCAUCUUGGUACCACUCCGCAACGAUUUAAGUGUGAGGUUUGUAGUAAACCGUUUUCGCUGAAAGCCCACUACGAAGUACAUAAAAGGACGCAUACCGGAGAAAAACCCUAUUUUUGUGACUUCUGCGGCAAGUGUUUUAACUAUAGAGGUACUUGGAGGAUACAUCUUAGAAUGCAUACUGGCGAAACUCCUUACGCCUGCCCGGUAUGUAACAAUCGGUACCACGACAAAAGCAGCUUAAACAAGCACCAAAAGAAAAAGGGGCAUUUAGGGGAACCGAUAAAACAGGAGAAACUCCUUCUCUAAAGUGUGAUAUUAAUUUUAGUUGUGAUCUCAAAUAGUUCGUAUUUAUUUUAACCCAACUUUGUACUGUUUAAUAGAUAUAUUAGGUUAUAAAGUGAUUAGUUAGAGAGUUUCUUGAGAUUGAGGCUCUAUUUUGCCAAUCAACGAAUUUAUAUACUUUUUGGUUUAAUUGUGUUUUGUACCAGUUUUAUAGAGCAAACUAGAAUGUUUUCAAAUAGGGUAGGCUAAUUUUUAUUUAUUGCAAAAUAUCAUAUUUUAACUUGUGGUGUUUGGAUGAACCAGAGGAAAAUAUAUAUUUCUUUUUUUUACAAUUGAUAUUCUCACGUAGCAUCGAAAAUAUUUAUAUAUUAUAUAGAUAGUUUCCUCUAUUUUAAAGUGUCAAUUUUCUUUAUAUUAUAGGUUAAAAAUAUU